Molecule: messenger RNA, 588 nt
Organism: Diuraphis noxia (Russian wheat aphid)
Lineage: Eukaryota; Metazoa; Arthropoda; Insecta; Hemiptera; Aphididae
Product: ATP-dependent DNA helicase PIF1-like
Source: RefSeq, a predicted model, not a curated record
AUGAGACAGCAAGGUGAUACAACUUUCAUUGACGUCCUCAAUGCGCUGUGGAUUGGGGAGCUAGCGACAAGUCACAUGUCCGUGUUGAUGAGUCGGGUUAGUACAGAGAUGGACGGGGAAUUCUCUGUAGAGAAGGCUAUGCGCAUUUACCCGACCAACAAGCAAGUGGAGGCCCACAAUAAUAAAGCCGCUAAAAAUUCAAUCGACACCGUCAUAUCGGAUGACAUCAACAAGACCGGAGGAUUGCCGAGAGAGCUGGUAAUAUUUGUGGGAGCAAAAGUGAUGAUGCGAUCUAACAUCGAUGUACAAAAAGGCUUGGUCAAUGAAGCAAUAGGUAUCGUAACGGAACUGAAAUUGGCUGGUGGCUUCCGCAGAGGUCAGAUCUACAAGCAGGACAUACCGGGCGUAAUGGUGAAUUUUGGCGUGGAUGGGAUCCACCUGAUCAAGCCAAAAUCAAUACAAUUUCCUGCAAAAUUCAGUUACGGAACUGCCGAGCGCCGUAUGCUGCCUUUAAUAUUAUCAUGUGCUUCGACAGCCCAUAAAAUGCAGGGCACCUCAGUCAAUUAUGCUGUCGUUUACUUGGGAUAG